AAGGCAUACACGGUAUACGUAGCACCAUGUACAGCGCAGCACACGGUACUUGCAUUUUAAAACGUGCGAAACUCUAAGCGUAAGACAGCGCAACGGCACAACGUUGCGCAAAUAACAAUAUUUUCUUUUAACGGGACAUUCAAUACUCCCCAACACGCUGGAUAAAGACGCUGGUAUAUUAAGCUCCCAUAUUUUGAUUUGGAGGAAGGAGAGCGUGCCAAUCUUCCAUUCAGUUAGCAGAAGUUACAUCGUUUAUCCUGGUAUUAACCGGUUUGUUGUACUCCCGAUACCAACGGAACUUGCGUACACCACUGCAAUCAUCGGAUUCGGAGAUGGACGCCGUCCCGGUGGUGGUGGCCCGACGGCCGCUGGACAGCCUGUCCGGGCACAUUCAUCAUGACCGGGCCGCCGAUCAUGUGGACGCCAGCGAGGCGUUGCUGCUGCACCCCUCCAGCGACCACAUCGACACGGUGGAGCACUCCGUCCUGGCGGACGCCGGGGGCCUGUCCCCGGAGGAUCCCUCGCAGUACUUCAACUACGCCUGCGCCAAGGUGUCCACCACCGCCAGCGGACCCUCGUCUCUCCACACCGAAGCCGUCUGCAUCGAGAUGGGCCCACUUCCGGCGCAACCGCAUCCCCGAGGUGUCGGCGUCAAAGCCCUCGGCUGGCUGACGUGCCCGGUGGCGCUGGUGGAGGAGAACGCGCCGCUGCCCGCCAUCUCCGUCUUCGCCGACGCGGACGCCACGGACGAGCUGGAGCUGGUGGUGCACACCAACGGCGAGGGCACCGCGCAGGUGGGCGGGCCGCGCGUCGUCUCGUUGCGCUCGCAGGGGGCGCUGAAGCCGUCGGUGGCCAGCUUCGAGGGGGUGUGUAUUAAGCGCGCCGGACUGUACGUCGUGGAGGUGCGGUGUGUGCGGCAGCCGGAGAUAUCCCUCGUGGCCGACCACCCCACGGAAGUCGUGACGCGCAUCGACACCCACAGCCCGCUGGACGACGUCGGCGUCCCGGAGGAGAUGGGACUGGCCGGUCGCGUGCACAUGUGGGGCGGCGGUUAGGAGACACUCGCCGAUGAACCCGCUCGAUGACCAAUAGUGGCCAAUGUAUUUUUCCGGUUAUAUUUUUGUUAAUUCCAUUUUAUUGUCAGUAAGUGGUCUGAAAUCGAAAAUAUUAAUACGUGCACAGUUACUUGAAGUGUUUUAAUAAUUGAUUUAUAAUAAUACGCUUGUUACGAAUAGAUGGCAUAAUUUGAUAUUACAACGACAUGAGGAUCAACUUAAUUACUUUUUUAAUUUAGCCGGCAGAAAUGACGUUGAUUCACUGAGACUUCCUUGUAACAGCCUUCUGCUAAUGUUCUAGUUCAGUCUUCCGGUUUGUGCUUUGUAAAUAAAAUGGAAAGUAAUUUUAAUGCCAUUGAA
Messenger RNA from Paramacrobiotus metropolitanus, 1415 nucleotides. RefSeq lists its product as uncharacterized. The record is from RefSeq and is a predicted model, not a curated record. Lineage: Eukaryota; Metazoa; Tardigrada; Eutardigrada; Parachela; Macrobiotidae. The coding region runs from base 333 to 1055 and encodes 240 amino acids. The transcript has 5 exons.